UUGAGCGGAACGAACACAUAACACGCAGGAUGUCGCAAAUGGGGGCCAGCAUGUAGGGGCAGCUGGUUGGUGGUGAACAGUAGUGCGUGCGCGUGUGAUAUUAACGAACAGUUAGCUACAUUUAAUGCGUGAGUUACAUCGCCAACAAUGACAGAUAAAGAAGUACCCCUCAUAACAGUGAACGAUCUGCCUAUGACUUUUAAGAUUAAAUACUUAGGUAACUGUCCAGCCAGAGGACUAUGGGGCAUAAAACAUACGAGAAAGCCCGUUGAUCACCUAGUCUCGAUGGCGAAAAACCUACGACCCGGAGAAAUAUUGCCAUUGGUCGAUGUGGUCGUCUCCCAAAAUGGAUUUUCCUUCACUCAAAAGUCGAACAAAAAAUCCCCCUCGGAAACCACCUCUUUUACUGUGGACGUAAUUUCCUAUGGCGUACAGGAUUUGGUAUACACCCGAGUGUUCAGUAUGAUAAUUGUCGUCGACGAAACCCUCAAGAGCGCGAAUCCAUUCAUCUGCCACAGCUUCGUUUGCGAUUCGAGAGACCAAGCGAGGAAAAUUACGUACGCGUUAGCUGCGACAUUUCAAGAUUACGGCAGAAAGGUGAAAGAGGCUUCUAUAGAGUCGGGCAAGCCAAUGAAAAGGCUUGCCAUUGAUUUGAGGACGCCCGAGGAACAGGCUGAGGAUUCAGAUGGAGAGACGGACGCGUAACAGCUGUGGAGAUUUUAGAAUAGUGAUACCAUAAAACGUUAGCCAAAUUAGCAAUAGUAGUUCUAUCGUUUGGUACUUAAAUGUAAGAUGUCAACUUAAGGAUGCCAUUUAGAAUCAAAAUACACACGGCUACUAAAUUAUGUAGCUUAAAUUUAAGAAACAAAAAGUUUAUUUAUAUAAUAUUUGAAAUAAUGUUGAGAUUUAGAUGGAAAUUGGUAUUCGUACUUUUUUAUAUGCAAAAUUUGAAUUUGAUUUUAAUAUUGCUGCACCUACAUAUUCCUUCACUUUUUAAAAGGUCCUAAUUUUUUUGUCCAUACUUGUAUAUAUUUGUAUAAGUUGCUAUGGACAGCAGUUCUCGAGAUAUUUUUCCACCAAUUUGAAUAAAUACGGUUUCUUGGGGAUUUCAACCGGAAAAAAAUCUAUUUUUUAUAUUAAAAAAUUUAUGCAAUACGUGCAAAAAGUUAAGACAUUUCAAAAGAGUAAAAAGCCCUGUAAAGCGAUACCAAAAUCAAAUUCGAAUUUCACAUGUUAAAAGACUCCUUAUAUACUAAUUUGCGCAAAAUAUUAAUAUUACUUCAAAAAUUAUUUUAACAGAAACAAAAAUAAAAUUUUGAUACCCAUUAUGUCAAAAAUGAAUGUGUUCAAUGUUUUGAUGAUUUUUUUGUGUUGAAUUAAAUUCUUUAAAGUUGUUUCUCACUCUCACUAGAAAAGUUACAAAAUAAUUGCAGUAUUCAACAGUAUUAUUUUUGGUUCACAUUGUUUCUUUCUGGUGUCUUUAUAAAGUAUUUUAAACAGCUAUUUUAUGUUGUAAAAAUGGUUUCAAAAGCAAUUUGUGUAUUCAAAAAAUCUGAGAACAUUUUUCUAACUGAUGCUGCUGACAGAGAAAUUUGCGCUGCAAAAGCUCACCCGGUGUCAACAAAACUUGUGAAAUCAUUUGUGAUUUGUACUAAUAAAGUAAAUGUAUCAGGGAAGUUGCUUUUGCC
Molecule: messenger RNA, 1688 nt
Organism: Cylas formicarius (sweet potato weevil)
Lineage: Eukaryota; Metazoa; Arthropoda; Insecta; Coleoptera; Brentidae
Exons: 3
Coding region: 148-705 (185 amino acids)
Source: RefSeq, a predicted model, not a curated record